CAAGAAAUGUUGAAACUGUUUGAGGUCUGAAAUGGUCAGAAGUCUCUUUGGACAGAAAAGACCCAGUCUUGUUAAUUAUUAAUAGAUGUAUCAGCGGAAUCUCUUCGACCUGCUGAAUAUAACAAACCUUCUGCCAAACUGCAUCAGAGGACAUUGAUGGCUGUAAAGAUGCGUGGGAUCUUUUGUGCACUCGCAGCACUGCUGCUGGCUGCAGCAUGGGCAGACCACCAACACCAUGGCUCUGAUCACAGCCACGAGGGAGAGCUGAGCUGCCACAAGCUGUCGUCUCCCAAUGCUGACUUUGCCUUUGCCCUCUACAAAAGUCUGAAUGCCCAAACUGCUGCUGGAAAGAACAUCUUCUACUCGCCGCUGGGCAUCUCCACCACCCUGUCCAUGAUGUCUACAGGGGCCGGUGGUGAAACCCACAGCCAGCUGUUCUCCAGCUUGGGCUACAGCACCUUAAACCAGACUCAAUGAAGCAUACGAGCAUCUUUUCCACAUGUAUGGACACAGCUAGGAGGAUCAGCGGCUGGAUGUUGGUAACGCUGUGGCCCUGCGCUCUGGCUUCACUCCUCUGGAGAA
Epinephelus moara (kelp grouper) is the source of this 582-nucleotide messenger RNA. Its product is annotated as alpha-1-antiproteinase-like. The record is from RefSeq and is a predicted model, not a curated record. The coding region runs from base 157 to 477 and encodes 106 amino acids. Lineage: Eukaryota; Metazoa; Chordata; Actinopteri; Perciformes; Serranidae. The transcript has 2 exons.